AUCCUCUUCUCACUCGACUUACUUAAGCUGCUGCAGCUCUUUCUCACAUCGACUCUCUCUGUCAGCCUCGUAGCUUCUUAUAUGCCGAGUUGAGUCUUGUGAGAUCAUAGUAUUAAAAAAUUAAGCUGAGAACAUGUCCAACACAGGAUUUUCGACAUAUGUGUGUUUGCUUCUUGCUGGCUGCUUCUCCUGCAGCAGAGCAAUGCCAACCAGAGUCAGCCAGGAGGCUGUGAAUGACAGACCUGUGAUCGGCAUUUUGACUCAGUUAGUUUCAGAUGAAGUGAUGAAACCCUUUGGGAGGACCUACAUACCUUCCUCCUAUGUGAAAUACAUUGAGUCUGGGGGCAGCAGAGUGAUGCCUAUCAGAUUGACUCUUACUACUGCUGAGUAUGAAGACAUCUUCAGGAAGAUAAAUGGUUUGAUUUUCAUCGGUGGGGCUGCAGAUUUGGAGACGUCAGACUUUGCCCGGGUGGCGAAGAUAUUUUUCAAACUUGCUCAGACGGCUAAUGAUGCCGGGGACUUCUUCCCUAUCUGGGGUACAUGCAUGGGCAUGCAGCUACUGACUGUCCUGGUGGCCGGUCAGAAUCUGCUGACAAACACCACAGCUGAGAACAUAGCGAUGCCCCUCAACCUGACCACAGAGGCGAGCUCCAGUAGGAUGUUUGAGGGCUUCCCCAGCGAGCUCAUGAAGGCUUUGACCCACAAACCACUGACCGGCAACUUCCACCACUAUGGAGUUGAAGUAAAGAACUUCCGGGAAAAUGAGAACCUGCAGAGUUUCUUCUCCAUCCUGUCUACAAACGUUGCUGAGAACGGAGCCGACUUCGUCUCAACCAUAGAAGGUAAGAGAUACCCCUUCUAUGGAGUACAGUGGCACCCGGAGGUGAACCGCUUCCAGUGGGACAGCAGGCUGAACUUCCCUCACUCCCGUCAGGCUGUUCAGUUAUCGUCUCUGCUCGCUGAGUUUUUCUCCAAUGAAGGAAGGAGAAGUUUACAUCGGUUUGACAAUCCUGAGGAAGAGGCCUCGUCACUGAUUUAUAACUACACUCCCGUCUACGCCGCAAACUUCACAGGAUAUGAACAGCUCUACUUCUUCUGAGUGUCUCACAGCUACGCCUCGAAACAAAAAGGGUUGAUUUCAGCCACUUGUACACUGAUUCAGCGAUCACUCAUCACGCCGAGGAGAGGUUUCUGCACUCAGCACUUGAUGUUUUACCAAUUUAGAAGAAGUUAGAAAACUUGUCUGUGCUGUUGCUGCUGUCAAAGUUCUUGUUCGCAUAAAGAAACUGAGAUUUUUUUUUUGUCCUCUUGGCGAUUGAAAGCCUUUGCAGUACAAUGUCUGGAUGGAUCUUGUAUAUCAUUUCAUCUAAAAACCUCAAGGGACUCACAAUAUUUACAUUUGACUACAUGUAGGUCAAUAAAGAGGUGAAGGAUUUGACCAAACCAUUUCCCCUGUUGUUCAGCAGUGGAAGGAGUUGUGAUGGAAUUGUAAAUGUUCAGGUUUACUUCUGUAUUUUUUUGUGCUUUUGCAAGGAUUUCUCUUCCAUUACACAUGGAAACCUGAGAUUGAGAGUUCUCUGUUGACCCUUGCAGUUCACCACAAAUGUCAUGUCAUGUCACAGUAUUUUCAGGGUCAAGAAUGAGCCUUCAGUCUCAGAUAAUAAAGGCUUCAUUAUUCCCUUGA
This is a messenger RNA of Acanthopagrus latus (yellowfin seabream), 1684 nucleotides long. It is a transcript of the gene gghl, whose product is annotated as gamma-glutamyl hydrolase. Gene Ontology annotation, biological process: tetrahydrofolylpolyglutamate metabolic process. The record is from RefSeq and is a predicted model, not a curated record. Gene Ontology annotation, cellular component: vacuole. Bases 134 to 1099 code for a protein of 321 amino acids. Gene Ontology annotation, molecular function: gamma-glutamyl-peptidase activity. NCBI's taxonomy places the organism in Eukaryota, Metazoa, Chordata, Actinopteri, Spariformes, Sparidae. The transcript is spliced from 9 exons.